CAAGAACGGAAAGCCAUGGAGCUUUCCGACAGCGACCGCCCGGUCAGCUUUGGCUCCACGUCGUCCUCGGCCUCCUCCCGGGACAGCCAUGGUUCCUUUGGCAGCAGAAUGACCUUAGUUUCAAACAGCCACUUGGGCUUGUUUCCCCAGGAUAAGGAAGCAGGGGCCAUAAAGCUGGAGCUGAUGCCAGCCAGGCCGUUUUCCAGCAGCGAGCUGCCGAGGGACGGUGCAGCCGGGCAACAGCACACGGACCAGGGCAGUGAGAGGCAGCCCCGGGCCCAGCACAGAGUGGAAACCAACGGGGCGACCAAAACGGGGGCAGAAUCAGCCACCAGCCCCAAGCUGCUCUAUGUGGACAGAGUUGUGCAGGAGAUUCUGGAGACCGAAAGGACUUACGUGCAAGAUUUAAAAAGCAUCGUAGAGGAUUACCUUGACUGCAUCAGGGACCAAACGAAACUUCCUCUGGAGGCAGAAGAAAGAUCAGCCCUUUUUGGAAACAUACAGGAUAUCUACCACUUUAAUAGUGAACUUCUGCAAGACUUGGAAAACUGUGAAAAUGAUCCUGUGGCCAUAGCAGAAUGCUUUGUGUCCAAGAGUGAAGAGUUCCACAUUUACACCCAGUAUUGCACUAACUAUCCGAGAUCCGUGGCUGUGCUAACAGAGUGCAUGAGGAACAAGAUGCUGGCCAAAUUCUUCAGGGAACGUCAGGAAACUUUGAAACACUCACUGCCUCUGGGGUCCUAUCUCUUGAAACCAGUUCAGCGGAUUCUCAAGUAUCAUCUCCUUUUGCAUGAAAUAGAAAAUCACCUUGACAAGGACACAGAAGGCUACGAUGUGGUGCUUGAUGCUAUAGACACGAUGCAGCGAGUAGCCUGGCACAUCAACGACAUGAAGCGGAAGCAUGAACACGCCGUCCGGUUACAGGAGAUACAGAGUUUGCUCACCAACUGGAAGGGGCCAGACCUGACCAGCUACGGGGAGCUAGUUCUUGAGGGGACCUUCCGCCUCCAGCGGGCCAAGAAUGAGCGGACACUCUUCCUCUUUGACAAGCUGCUUCUCAUCACCAAGAAGAGAGAUGACACGUUUACGUACAAAGCUCACAUCCUGUGCGGCAACCUCAUGCUGGUGGAAGUGAUUCCAAAGGAGCCCCUCAGCUUCAGCGUCUUCCACUACCAGAACCCCAAGCUGCAGCACACCGUGCAGGCGAAGUCGCAGCAAGACAAACGCCUGUGGGUUCUGCACCUGAAGAGGCUGAUCCUGGAGAAUCAUGCGGCGAAGAUUCCAGCUAAGGCCAAGCAAGCAAUACUUGAAAUGGAUGCCAUUCAUUACCCAGGCUUCUGUUACAGUCCUGAGGGAGAGACAAAAGGCUUUUGUGGCUCUAAAGAUGGUUCUGCUCCAUAUCGGCUAAGAAGAAAAUCUGAACCUUCCUCAAGAUUGCAUAAAGUUUUGAAGACCAGCGAAACAGCACAAGACAUCCAAAAGGUUUCCAGAGAGGAAGGGUCUCCCCAGCUGACUUCAGCAGGGCCAUCUCCCGCCCAGAGGAACAGUCAGCCGAGCAGUUCUGCCAUUAUCAGCGUGCUUCGCGGGGGCGGGGCCAUCAGAAACAUCUGGACGGACCACCAGAUCCGGCAAGCCUUGUUUCCCAGUCGGCGGUCUCCGCAGGAGAACGAGGACGAAGAUGAUUAUCAGAUGUUCCUGCCGUCCUUCUCCUCUUCAGAUCUGAACUCUGCCCGACUGUGUGAAGAUAGCACUUCCAGUCGACCUUGCAGUUGGCACAUGGGACAGGUCGAGUCCUCGGAGACCCCCAGCUCUGGCCACAGGGUUGUGCGGCGGGCCAGCAGUGCUGGCGAGAGCAACACGUGUCCCCCUGACAUAAGAAAUAGGGACAGUGACAGCCCUCAGUACAGCUCCCGAAGGGAACUGCAGAAUGACCCUAAAACAGAGGGGCGGGACGGGAUGACUCCCUUCGGGUCCUCUGUAGAGUUGACCAUUGAUGACAUAGACCAUGUCUAUGAUAACAUAAGUUAUGAGGACUUGAAACUGAUGGUGGCUAAACGGGAAGAAGCUGAAGCUCCUCCCCCCAAAUCAGCCAGGGACUCUGCUCGCCCCAAGAGCACCCCGGAGCUGGCCUUCUCCAAGAGGCCAGCAAGCCCAGAGAAGAGCCCUCGGCACCCCCAGAGAGAUGGUGGCCCCCCAGGCCGGGAGGCGUGGAACCAAAGCUCACGCGAACUCCAGGUGGUGGAGGAGAACGUCUACGACACCAUCGGGCUCCCAGAUGCGCCCUCCCAGGACUUCAAGUGCAGCAGCCUGAAGCGUCCCAAGAGGAGCACCUUCCUGGGCCUGGAGGCCGACCUGGGGUGCUGUGACAGUCUGAGGGCCUCUGUUUCCCAGGACAGCCUCCAGCUCAGUGAGGACGAGGCGCCCUACACCCCGGGACCCUCCGAUAACGAUUAUCUGAGUUUGUUCUAUAACUCCUUCGGCUGCAACUUGUCCAUAGCUGAUCAGUCCAUCUCCGAUAAACUGUCUGAAGAAGUAGACGAAAUCUGGAAUGACCUGGAAAAUUACAUCAAGAAAAACGAAGUCAAAGCCAGAGAUCGGCUCCUGGCGGCGUUUCCCGUUAGCAAAGACGAUGUGCAGGAGCGGCCGCUGGCGGGCAGCGCCCCGGAGCUGAGCGCGCGCUCCCCACGUUCCCCGCCCGCGGGCCGGGCUCUCCUCGUGCCGCCCAGAGACAGGCCGGGGCCCAUCUCCUGCACGCUUGACCUAACCCCGGCCUCCAAAGACGGCUCCUGCCUGAGUCUCCACCGGCUGUCGCUGGUCAGUGACCUGCCGCCCGUGGAGAGUCCCUAUGACGUGGCUGGCAGCAGCCUGUCCCCUGCAGACCUGAAGAACCCCGACCCCGGCAUGGACAAUGCAGACAAGACCAGGAGCAAGGUUUUCCUGAUGGCCAGGCAGUACAGUCAGAAGAUCAAGAAGGCAAAUCAGCUGUUAAAGGUGAAAAGCCCGGAGCUGGAGCAGCCGUCUGGUAGCCAACUGCAGAAGCAGGUUUCCAGGGACCUGGCGGCCAUCCUAGAAGAAAAGAAGCAGGGCGGGCCCGCCAUCGGUGCCAGGAUUGCUGAGUAUUCCCAACUGUAUGACCAGAUUGUAUUCAGAGAGACCCCCUUUAAGACUCAGAAGGAUGGCUGGGCCAGCCCUCAAGACUCCUCCAACCUCAGCUCUGCAUCACCUUCCCACACCCAACAUGGUAGCGAGGAUUGGCUUUUGCAUUCAACCUAUAGUAACGGAGAGUUAGCAGAUUUCUGUCCCCGGCCAGAGCAAGACUUGAAGUCAAAAUAUCCCACUUUAGAGAUCAAUAUGAAAAGUACCCCAAGACAACUGUCCGCAGCUUGCUCCGUGCCUUCUCUCCAAAUCUCUGAGCCUCUGCUGGGCUCCAUGCAGAGACACAGCGUGGUGGUCAGCCAGCCCAACAAAGAGAACUCCUGUCAGGGCCAUCUUUACAACUCUCUGGGACGGAAAGGAAUCAGUGCUAAAUCUCAGCCUUAUAACAGGUCCCAGUCAUCUUCCUCCAUCCUGAUAAACAAGUCCGCGGACUCCAUCAACUACCCUAGUGAAAUGGGAAAGAAACAGCUGCUGUCUUUACACAGAAGUUCAGGGUGGGAGAGUCACCAGGAUUUGGUGCCAGGUAUUGCUGACUCAGGUCAACAGGGCACUGGAAAACACUCAGAUCUCACACUCCAGGACUCGCAGAAAGUUCUGGUAGUAAAUAGAAAUUUACCUUUAAGUGCCCAAAUAGCUACCCAGAACUAUUUUUCCAAUUUCAAAGAGACUGAAGGAGAUGAAGAUGACUAUGUGGAGAUCAAGUCAGAAGAAGAUGAGCCAAUAAGCAGCAAACUUGGACCAUAUCUGACAUCAUACAAUGAUUCUGACAAACUGAAUGACUAUCUCUGGAAGGGGCCAUCUCCCAAUCAGCAAAAUCUUGUCCAAUCUCUAAGGGAAAAAUUCCAAUGUCUUAGUUCAAGCAGCUUUGCCUAA
Mesoplodon densirostris (Blainville's beaked whale) is the source of this 4029-nucleotide messenger RNA. RefSeq names its product pleckstrin homology and RhoGEF domain containing G1 (gene PLEKHG1). The coding region runs from base 16 to 4029 and encodes 1337 amino acids. Lineage: Eukaryota; Metazoa; Chordata; Mammalia; Artiodactyla; Ziphiidae. The record is from RefSeq and is a predicted model, not a curated record. Gene Ontology annotation, molecular function: guanyl-nucleotide exchange factor activity. The transcript is spliced from 15 exons.